UGAUUUGGGGAACAUCAAAAGAAGAUUGUAUUUAUCAACGGUCCAUAAGGAACUAUCCUCAACCCCUCUUCAUGCAAAAAUCCCACUCUUCAUGAUAAAGCGCAAAAUUUGGUGCAAUCUAUGCAUUGACUUGGUAGCAUUUACCAGUGAAAUAUUCAAGGGAGCAGUUUUCCAGUCAUUGGAUGGAAUUAUUGUCUCAGCUAACUGUAAGCUACGGAAGAUCUUCACCUUAAAAUCAAAGCCUCAAGACACUGCUGAUAAAGAUGCAGUAUAUGGUGUGCCUUUUCCGGCAGAUGAACCUACCAGCAUUAUUCCGCGAAGCUGCCAACUAACAACAGAUGUUCCACAUGUAACACAGCUGCUAAACAUGACUAAACUUCGCCAAACUGAAAUAAAAUUUGGAGGUCAUCCUUUAAGACCAGCAGAAUCAGAUCAGUUCCUUAACAGAGGAACAGGUAGUGUGCGGAACAGUAAAAAUCAUGAUGUUUGUCAUAUCGCCUUUGGAUCCAAAGUUCCUGGACCACCUCCACUCUCUGGCAGAAGGAAUAACAUGAGGAUAUCCAGUGAGACAAUAAGAUCUGUUGGGUCUAAAAAUAACCGACUGUGCCAGCAGCCCACCGUAGAGAAGUGUGUUGACAAUGCAGAAAUGUCAACCUUGCUGAUACCUGAGUCUGAGGAGCAAGGAGAUAAAGAAAAUAUUCACCAAAUAAAACAGACUCUUCCUAUUCAUGUACCAGCCAAUCUACAUAUUAUGCAUCCACAUCCCCCUCAAGAAGCAUCAGCAGAUAAGAAUAAUAACAGAAGAAGAUUACGGUUAAAAAGCACCAGCAGAGAAAGGACAGAGACACCCAGCGGCAGUUCUUCAGGAAAUAACAGGAAUGAAGAUAAAACAACUGUCCUCAGCACUGUGUCCCAACAAGUUACAGAAACAUUGAACCCCGGCACUCCAGGACCCCAGUCUCCCGAUCAAACAGAUGAGUGGAUAUUUCCUGAAAAUGAUGAUCACAUUCAGCAUUUGACAUCCAGCAGACAGUCUCUACUUCUGGAUGAUGACUCCUGCAACACUUCACACCUGUGGCUAGAAGACAGCAAGCAAAGUGAACAUGACCAACAGGUAGAGGAAACCCAUAUUGUUCCAAAAGACAUUUUCACUUUCUCAUCAAGACCCCGAUCAGCACCUCAUGGAAAGACUCAGAAUGUGUCCCCAGAGGAGUGCCCAUUUAUUUUGGAUCUAAAAGAGGAUAACAGUGGGACAAGGAGAGACACCCAGUUGGAGGAUGAUUUUUAUGGUGGUGACAGCAGCGAAGAGGAAUACUACUGGAGAAACUAUCAGCCCAGCCAGAUGAGUGAAUCCGAGUUGCAGAUGCUGGCAAGCCUACGGCGGCAACAGAAUGAAGAGCUGGAGGAUGCUGGGGCUUCCCACGGCCUAAGCGCAUCCCAGGUUGACAACUGUAACAUCAGCAUAAGUACCAGCAGCGAUGACACAACCACCUGGAACUCCUGCCUUCCACCUCCUGUCAAUCAGGGUCGUCACUAUCAGAAAGAAAUGAAUCCACCUUCUCCUUCUAACCCCCGGGACUGGUUAAAUAUGCUGAGUCCACCAAUUGUUCCUCCCAGUCAACAGCCAGAUGAGCAGCAUCCGGAUUCUUCUGGAAGUCUGAGUGCUCAAGGUGAAGAAGACCUGAGUGUGGAAGAGGAUGAGGAAGUGCUGACUCUGUUGUAUGACCCAUGCCUGAACUGUUACUUUGACCCCCAGACUGGGAAAUACUACGAGUUGGUGUAAUCCCUCCUUCCAGGGCACAGAAUGGCUACCCCCCAUCGGAGAAGGGUGGCAGUUCAGUCUGCUAAGGAAGCACUACAAGUUGUGUGUUGAGCAGGCCCACGGAAUCAGAGAAAAAUGGAUUCAUUUUGUAAAUAAUGUUCGAUGUUAAGGAUUCCUACGUUCUUUUUGUAGAUGUGUGUGAUUUUGAAACUGUGACAGAAUUAAUAUAGAGACAAGAUUUUAGGACUUUGAAUUGGUUCUUAUUUGUUCAUUCUCAUCCUACAUAUAAUUUUGUUUAUUUCAUAUCAUUUUACGUAAACGAAUUAAGUUAUUCAUUUAAAUUUCUUACAGUGUUAUCUGUAAAUGAUGGCUUGAUAUACAGAAAAUGUAUUCUUGUUUAAAAGAUGUCUGGGUACUUCUUAUUUCAUGACAUAUUUGUAUUAAAAAUAAAGUAUGAUCGUCAGAAGAAUA
Galeopterus variegatus (Sunda flying lemur) is the source of this 2233-nucleotide messenger RNA. It is a transcript of the gene CFAP20DC, whose product is annotated as chromosome unknown open reading frame, human C3orf67. The record is from RefSeq and is a predicted model, not a curated record. The transcript has 12 exons. Bases 92 to 1783 code for a protein of 563 amino acids. NCBI's taxonomy places the organism in Eukaryota, Metazoa, Chordata, Mammalia, Dermoptera, Cynocephalidae.